GGCGGAACGCUUCGCUUGUUGCUAUGGGGCGGAGCGGACCACAUUGUGUGUUACACCGAAGUGUUUCCGGAAUCAUGUUUGGUAACUGAGCAGAGGUGAAUGCCGAAGAAACUCCACAGGUGAGUCUCAGGUGUGACUGACUGCAGCCAUGUUGCUGCCUCUGCUGCUGCGGCCGCCCCUCUGCCUUCCUCAGGCCUCGGUGGUAUUAACGCGAUGCGUCCUGACGCUUCGCUGUGGCGCUCCAAGGGGGCUGCGCUCUCAGGCUAAGAACUUCCUGUGGCGGUGGCGUCCGCAGCGCCUCCACAGUCGGGGGCGGAGCAGGAAGACCCAGAGUCAGGAGGAGGAGUGGAGGAACAGGAACAAGACUGCGCUGACUUACAUCGCCGCAGCCGGCGUGGGAAUGAUCGGCCUGGCAUACGCCGCAGUGCCGCUGUAUCGACUCUACUGCCAGGCAUCAGGGCUCGGCGGCACGGCGGUGGCCGGACACGACAUGGAGCAGGUGGCGACAAUGACGCCGGUGAAGGAGCGCGUCAUCAAGGUGACGUUCAACGCCGACACUCACGCCAGCAUGCAGUGGAACUUCAGGCCGCAGCAGACGGAGAUCUUCGUGGUUCCCGGGGAGACGGCGCUGGCGUUCUACAGAGCCAAGAACCCCACAGACAAACCGAUCAUCGGCAUCUCCACCUACAACGUGGUGCCCUUUGACGCCGGACAGUACUUCAACAAGAUCCAGUGUUUCUGCUUCGAGGAGCAGCGCCUGAACCCUCACGAGGAGGUGGACAUGCCCGUCUUCUUCUACAUCGACCCCGAGUUCGACAACGACCCGCGGAUGGCCCGAGUGGACACCAUCACGCUGUCCUACACCUUCUUCGAGGCCAAAGAGGGUCAGAUGCUUCCUCUGCCCGGAUACAGCUACAGCUGAGCGAGGGCUCCGCCUUUCUCCAAGGAAACGAAGGAAAAAACUGUUCGGAUAAUCGAGACUCUUCACUCUGUCUGACGUCACAUUAAAAGUCGACACUGAUCAUCAAACGUCCCGACGGAGGAGCUCUGUGCGCCGGAGGGUCGAAGCAUUUCCAGGAAGUUACAACAUGAAAAUGUACAAGAAAACAUUUCUUUCAAAAGCAAGAAUCACAGAUGUUGGAGAAAAACAAAUUGUACAUGAUAAUAAACAAAAAGAAAUAAAAAGAUUUACAAGUGUAAAAAAGUAUGAAAAAUAUGAAAA
Messenger RNA from Maylandia zebra (zebra mbuna), 1222 nucleotides. It is a transcript of the gene cox11, whose product is annotated as cytochrome c oxidase assembly homolog 11 (yeast). The record is from RefSeq and is a predicted model, not a curated record. Gene Ontology annotation, cellular component: mitochondrial inner membrane. Gene Ontology annotation, molecular function: copper ion binding. NCBI's taxonomy places the organism in Eukaryota, Metazoa, Chordata, Actinopteri, Cichliformes, Cichlidae.